Pseudophryne corroboree (corroboree frog) is the source of this 954-nucleotide messenger RNA. RefSeq names its product olfactory receptor 8U3-like. The transcript has a single exon. Gene Ontology annotation, cellular component: membrane. Gene Ontology annotation, molecular function: odorant binding; G protein-coupled receptor activity; olfactory receptor activity. The coding region runs from base 1 to 954 and encodes 317 amino acids. NCBI's taxonomy places the organism in Eukaryota, Metazoa, Chordata, Amphibia, Anura, Myobatrachidae. The record is from RefSeq and is a predicted model, not a curated record. Gene Ontology annotation, biological process: G protein-coupled receptor signaling pathway.
AUGAAUCAGAAUCUGGGGAACCUAACCACCAUUAGUUAUUUCACAUUGAAAGGUAUCUCAGACCGCCCUGACCUACAGGCUCCAAUCUUUUGGAUGGUCCUGUUCCUGUACAUUGCUGUGCUUAGUGAAAACAUGAUCAUUUCUUUGCUAAUUGCAUGGGACCAUCGUCUCCACACUCCCAUGUAUUUCUUCCUAUUCAAUCUAUCAGCUUUGGACAUUCUCUACACAACCAUCACCCUCCACAAGAUACUGGGAAUAUAUAUUUCAGGUAUUAACAGGAUCUCUUUCAAUGACUGUAUUGCACAAAUGUACUUUUACAUCUCGGCUGUUUGUAAUGAGUUCCUAAUUCUGACUGCCAUGAGCUUUGACCGCUAUGUUGCGAUAUGUAACCCCCUCCAUUACUCGGUGAUCAUGAGUAAGCGAGUCUAUGCCUCGCUGGCUGGAGUUUGUUGGGUGUUGAGUGCCAUUGAGGCCAUUCCACAAACCUAUUUGAUCUCUGGACAUUUCUGCUUCAAAUCCAAUGAAAUAAACCACUUCCUCUGUGAUGUCAUGGCUCUGAUGAAACUUUCCUGCGGUGGAAGUAAUGUCUUAGACCGCCUGAUCCUCAUUGAAUCUGUCUUUGUUGAAAUCAUUCCCUUAUCUUUGACUCUUACCUCUUAUAUUUACAUAAUCAAAGCCAUACUGAGGAUUCGGUCCACCAAGGGCAGGAGAAAAGCUUUCUACACCUGUUCCUCUCAUCUCACUGUGGUUGUCAUCUUCUAUGUGACCGUUUUUUGCUUGUACACUAAACCCACUUCUGCGUUGUCUGCAGAUUCUGAUAAACUCUUCUCUUUGUUGUAUAUAGCUGUCACACCAAUGUUAAAUCCUCUUAUUUACUGCUUAAAGAAUGAAAAAUUCAAGUUAGCCUGGAACUGUAUCUUGAGUAAAAUUAGAAAUCAGAUUUGUGGUUAUUGA